AUGGCCAUCUCGUCCACGAAUUUAGCCGUCUUUUUGUCGUUUCAUGCCUACAACAGCGCCGGAAACGGUGUUCAGAAUUAUCGACUUGGGCGUUGUACCUCGAGAAUGUUAAUGAAAAAAUUGCUAUUAGUUUCAUCUAAAGGCUUACGUGAACAACAAUGGAUAUUUCCUAGUGAUACAUUGGCUGGACUUCAAGAGAAUAAAGAUACGUAUAUGAUUCUGGUGCCAACGAUCGUCGCACUUGAACAAUAUUGGAAGAAACUGCCAAUGGGACCAUUAACUCGGCAACAGAUGCAAUACAUCAACAUGAAAUUCAAAGAAAAUGCAGUUCAAGCUCUUAAAGCUAUUUAG
Adineta steineri is the source of this 351-nucleotide messenger RNA. Lineage: Eukaryota; Metazoa; Rotifera; Eurotatoria; Adinetida; Adinetidae. The record is from the annotation of a GenBank genome assembly.